UUUAUUUUACUCGUAUGUUGUAUUGCAAUUAAAUUUUACAUUUGCUUUUUCGUUAUAAUUAAAGUGUUGUGUGUAUUUCUAUCGACGAUUCAUCUGCGGGAGCCCUUAAGGUUUCCUCCAGGCACUGCUCAUAAAGAAAAUUAAAUAGAUGUAUCGGUGUCGGUACUGACUCGCAUGCUUGAGCCACAAUGAUACGGAGCUUAUGACGCAAUAGUCAGGCCGAUCUUAUUCUCACGUGAACGGUAGAGCGACACUCGGGCGAUAUAUGGAGCGAGAGACGCCAUCUACACCCAAUACACAUUAAAGCAGGGGAAGUCGAUGCCCCACGCGGCGCCCGCGAGCAUGUCGGCGCCGGCCCGCCACCCGCACUUCUACACCGUGGAGGUGGGCGACACGCGCUUCACCAUCCUCAAGCGCUACCAGAACCUCAAGCCCAUCGGCUCCGGAGCACAGGGUAUCGUCUGCGCGGCGUAUGACACCGUGACGCAGCAAAAUGUCGCCAUCAAGAAGCUGUCGCGGCCUUUCCAGAACGUCACGCACGCUAAGCGCGCCUACCGCGAGUUUAAACUUAUGAAACUUGUUAACCACAAGAACAUUAUCGGCCUUUUAAAUGCGUUCACGCCACAGAAGAGUCUAGAGGAGUUCCAGGAUGUUUACCUGGUGAUGGAGCUGAUGGACGCCAACCUGUGCCAGGUCAUCCAGAUGGACCUGGACCACGAGCGGAUGAGCUACCUGCUGUACCAGAUGCUGUGCGGCAUCAAGCAUCUCCACUUGGCGGGGAUCAUACAUCGGGACUUGAAGCCGUCCAACAUCGUGGUGAAGAGCGACUGCACGCUCAAGAUCCUCGACUUCGGUCUCGCGCGCACCGCCGGCACCACAUUCAUGAUGACCCCCUACGUCGUGACGCGCUACUAUCGCGCGCCCGAAGUCAUCCUCGGCAUGGGCUACACGGAGAACGUGGACAUAUGGUCGGUGGGCUGCAUCAUGGGGGAGAUGAUCCGCGGUGGCGUAUUAUUCCCAGGGACUGACCACAUCGACCAGUGGAACAAGAUCAUCGAGCAGCUCGGCACGCCGUCCGCGGCGUUCAUGGCGCGCCUCCAGCCGACUGUGCGCAACUACGUGGAGAAUCGCCCGCGGUACGCCGGGUACAGUUUCGAGAGGCUGUUCCCCGAUAUACUGUUCCCGUCUGACAGCUCCGAGCACAACCGUCUCAAGGCGUCGCAGGCCCGGGACCUGCUGUCCCGCAUGCUGGUCAUCGACCCCGAGCGGCGCAUUUCCGUGGACGAGGCGCUGCUGCACCCCUACAUCAACGUGUGGUACGACGAGGGCGAGGUCAACGCGCCGGCGCCAGCCUCGUACGACCACUCGGUGGACGAGCGCGAGCACACCGUCGAUCAGUGGAAGCAGCUGAUAUACCAGGAGGUGGUGGAGUACGCGGCGCCCGCGCACGCCCCGCCCCCCGCGCACCCGCCCGCCGACCACGCCCAGCCCGCGCUCACCACAUAGGUAAUGUGCGAGCUCGCCGCCGAGAUAUAAGCGGCGCGGGUACUGUACAUAGUGCGACACGGGGCGGCGCGCAAGUGCGUUCUCGCCGUCACAAUAAUUACAUAGGCAGUGUACACUAGGAUAAUUAGUUUGGUGGUGGAGUCGCCGGUACCUAGUGCUUCUGUUAAACACUAGAAAGGUAGUCAAUAGGAACGAAAGAGAAAGAUGCAUUUCAAAUAAUUAUGUCGAAGGAAAAUAGUAUAAGAAUGAAAGAGAAAGGAAUAUACAGAAUGUAACAAAAAUAUGUAGUAAUAGUUUAGGGUGUGUAUGUGUCAUUAUUUACAGUUCACUGUGUUAACCAGACAAGAGUUACCUACUUUUGUCUUCCUAAACAGUAAAUUUUAUAGUCUAUAUAUUAAAGGACAUUAAUCACCCUAAAGCAUUAUCAAUCAUUUAUGUUACAGCCUGUACAUAAUAUAUUAUGUCAAAAUAACAUAGUGACAUCAAUGAAAUCAUGAAAAAUGUAAGAAAAAGGAAUAUAGUUAUUUGCUUAGGCUGUUGAAAACCAACCUUUUUUUGCGACUCCACCGCACCCUGUUAUGUACUGUAGUCUCUUCCUAUUUCUUAGUCUAGCGUAAGUUUAGUUCGUUAAGCGGCAAUUUUUAUUUGUAUAGGACAUUUGUUUAUGAUCGGGCGGUUCGAAUGUGAUGAUACUGAUGGUCCUUCUUAUUUGCAAGCAGUGCCUUUGUGAACAGUGACUUUGACAUUAACCUCCUUAGUGGAAGUCGGUUAAAAGAAGGACUUUUGGCGCCAAUCAAUUUUAUGUGUAUGAUUCGUGCAUUUCGUUCUGUGUACAGAUGUUUACGGCGGUAUUUAAUAUUUUAAGUGCAAUAAAUAGUUUAAUGUGAUGAAUUUACUGAAUACAGUUGGUAUAACACAUGGCUUUGUCAGAAGAAUGAAUGACUAGUGUUUACGGACGGUGACAU
Molecule: messenger RNA, 2471 nt
Organism: Aricia agestis (brown argus)
Lineage: Eukaryota; Metazoa; Arthropoda; Insecta; Lepidoptera; Lycaenidae
Gene: bsk
Product: stress-activated protein kinase JNK
Exons: 11
Coding region: 319-1506 (395 amino acids)
Biological process (GO): protein phosphorylation; JNK cascade
Cellular component (GO): cytoplasm; nucleus
Molecular function (GO): ATP binding; JUN kinase activity
Source: RefSeq, a predicted model, not a curated record